Messenger RNA from Ornithorhynchus anatinus (platypus), 1914 nucleotides. It is a transcript of the gene RAD51C, whose product is annotated as RAD51 paralog C. Gene Ontology annotation, biological process: meiotic DNA recombinase assembly; DNA repair; reciprocal meiotic recombination. Lineage: Eukaryota; Metazoa; Chordata; Mammalia; Monotremata; Ornithorhynchidae. Gene Ontology annotation, cellular component: Rad51C-XRCC3 complex; Rad51B-Rad51C-Rad51D-XRCC2 complex; replication fork. The transcript has 9 exons. Bases 140 to 1234 code for a protein of 364 amino acids. Gene Ontology annotation, molecular function: ATP binding; ATP-dependent DNA damage sensor activity; crossover junction DNA endonuclease activity. The record is from RefSeq and is a predicted model, not a curated record.
CGCUUGCGCGCCCAAAGCGGCCGAAGUUUCCCUUUCUGCAUCGUCGCUUGACUGCCCUUUUUCCGAGUCAAACGGCCGGUCUGUCGGUCGAUGUGGCCGCGGGGGUCCGCGGGGCUGGGCUGGGCCCCCCCGCCUCCCAAUGCAGCGAGACGUGGGCAGUUUCCCCGUGGCCCCCGCCGUGCGGGCGAAGCUGGUGGCCGCGGGCUUCCAGACGGCCGAGGAGCUGCUCCACGUCAGUCCUUCCGACCUCAAUAAAGAAAUUGGAAUUUCUAAAGAGGAUGCAUUGGAAACACUGCAGAUUAUAAGACGAGAAUGUGUGUCACAUAUGCCAAAAUCGUCAUGUGCAUCAGAAUCAGGAAAUAAAUAUACAGCCCUGGAACUUCUUGAGCAAGAACACACUCAAGGCUUCAUAAUUACUUUCUGUUCAGCUCUGGAUAAUAUUCUGGGAGGAGGAAUACCCCUCACCAAAACAACAGAAAUUUGUGGUGGUCCUGGUGUUGGAAAAACACAGUUAUGUAUUCAGCUGGCAGUUGAUGUACAGAUACCGGAAUGCUUUGGUGGAGUGGCAGGCGAAGCAGUUUUCAUUGACACAGAGGGAAGUUUUCUGGUGGAUCGAGUGGAAGCUAUCGCCACUGCCUGUAUUCAGCACCUCCAGCUUGUUGCAGAAUCACAUCUGGAAGAGGAGCAACAAAAAGCCUUGGAGAAUUUCUCCCUUGAAAGCAUCCUGGCCCAUAUCUAUUAUUUUCGUUGUCACGACUACACGGAGCUGUUGGCACAGAUUUACCUCCUGUCAGACUUCCUCUCGGAACAUUCAAAGGUGCGCUUGGUGGUAGUGGAUGGUAUCGCCUUCCCUUUUCGCCAUGACUUCGAUGACCUCUCUCUGCGAACAAGACUGCUAAAUGGCUUGGCCCAGCAACUGAUUAGCCUAGCAAAUGAUCACAAAUUAGCUGUAAUUUUGACAAAUCAAAUGACCACAAAGAUUGAUCAGAAUCAGUCCAUAUUGGUACCAGCUUUAGGGGACAGCUGGGGACAUGCAGCGACAAUUCGGAUAAUUCUUCACUGGGACAGAAAGCAGAGGUUGGCAACAUUGUGCAAAUCACCAAGUCAGAAGGAGUCAACGGUUUCAUACCAAAUUACAUGCCAAGGUUUCCGAGAUGUCACUGCUUCUCCUCCACGGUCAACUCCAAAAGAAGCUUCAGAGAAUCCUCGCAAGAGGCCCCGAGUGGAAAGCUAAGAUGACUCACAUUCCAAAGAGUAAUUGUGAUAUUUUGCCAGUCGAUUUUUAAAAUGUUACCAAAUCUGGCUAGUCGUGUUUUAAUUGAUUCAGAAAAAACAUAUUUUUGUGGAAUGUGCCCCACCUAAACACCCAGAAUAAGUUUUUUCGGUGGAGUUUUCUCAGAAACUGUUAUUUUUGCCUUCUUUGGUAUGUGCGAUACUUGUCAGCCUUAUUCGGUGGAUACAUUGUCAACGGAAAGACAUUAUGAUUCUGGAGUUCAGAUCUGGGCUUUGUACCUUAAAGUAGUUCCCAUUCUUUCCCCCCCUCCUCCAUUCCCUUUCCCCCUUUCUCCUCCCACACUCCGAUUUCUUGGGCUGACAAUCCAACUUGUUUUUGAAGCACAAAAAUGCAAAUAAUUUCAAGCAUCCUUAUGGAGUUGCCAGCAAAAUUUCAAACCGUUGAUGAGAGGAUCAAAAUUUAGAAAGUUGUUGUUUAUUACAGAGCUCCAUUGAUCUCCCUGGGGCUGCGGGAGCCGUCUGAUCCCUCCACUCCCCCCAAAUAUAUUGUGAGCUGUUUGUCAUUCAGAGCGUCCUCAGUCUGGUUCCUAGUAGCUUAGUAUUGAGAAACCUAAAAUGAGCUUAGACCAUUUUGUCUGUAAGUUAUAGUCUUCUCGUUUGAUUAAAGGAAUUUCUUAGGCU